Messenger RNA from Capsicum annuum, 2310 nucleotides. Its product is annotated as TATA box-binding protein-associated factor RNA polymerase I subunit B. Gene Ontology annotation, molecular function: RNA polymerase I core promoter sequence-specific DNA binding. Gene Ontology annotation, biological process: RNA polymerase I preinitiation complex assembly; nucleolar large rRNA transcription by RNA polymerase I. The record is from RefSeq and is a predicted model, not a curated record. Gene Ontology annotation, cellular component: RNA polymerase transcription factor SL1 complex; RNA polymerase I core factor complex. NCBI's taxonomy places the organism in Eukaryota, Viridiplantae, Streptophyta, Magnoliopsida, Solanales, Solanaceae. The coding region runs from base 193 to 1908 and encodes 571 amino acids. The transcript is spliced from 6 exons.
UUACUAUUAUUUUUUUUAAUAAUCAUAGUGUUCGUACAAACUUUUAUCUUAUCUGCCUAAAUUAGUCCACGGUAUAAGCAGUUAAUUCUGUCCGAUCAAACACUCUGACAAAUCGCCUGGUGUUUGUAUUUUUUUUUUCUUGUUGAGCUGGGACAAGAGGGAUUCUGUCAAUGACCCAUACAACUAAUUAGAAUGACAGAGAAGAUUCGAAGGUGCUGCGAGGUUUGUGGCAAUAUAUCCUUUGUUGAUGGGGGUGAUGGAUUCUUCUACUGCACUCGUUGCGGUUCUCAAGCGAAUGACAUCAUUGACACCGGUGUUGAUGAUGAUGACCUAUUCAAUGUAGACGGGGGAAUAUAUUCUGCUAGCCAGCGUCGUCAAUAUAGUCAGGUCCCUAAACCUGAAACCAUAUCUCAGGUACAACUCUCCCAGCAUUUAGAGACUUUGAAAACCUUCGAUGACUAUGAUGAGCGUAAUGUAGAUGAUGGAGUUGGGCCUGCUGAGCCUAGUGAUUUUGGAUCAUCUCAAAUUUCUUUGACUUAUACAGACUAUUAUUCAGAGAUCCGGUUGAGGUAUGUUAUGGGAGUACAAGUUAUGAUUCAAAUGCAGUGCAAGGCUCUGGUGGAGAAAUUUAACGUAAGUCCUCUGAUUGUUGGGCUUGCCGGGCCAAUUUGGUUGAGACUCUUGGCACAUGAAAAGGUGUUGAGUGAUGAGUGGGCAGACAAUGCCAUCAAUGAAUCAGAGUCUCAAACUCAAGGGGAAAUUAAACUUUCACAGCCUACUGGCAGCAAUAAAACAGAACCUCAUAAUUUACUUGGAAAACGGGCAGUAACCAUAUGGCAUAGAUCUUUGAGCAACAUGAUUCCAUUACCUUGUUCUCUGGCUAUCUCUUUUCUUGUCUGUCACGUGGCAAGGGAAGCAAUCUUGCCAACAGACAUAUUGAAGUGGGCGUUAGAAGGAAAGCUCCCAUAUUUUGCUGCUUUCCUUGAAAUAGAGAAGCAGCUGGGACCUCCUCCAAGGUCCUGCCCUAUCAGUACCAGUCGUAUGUUCAGGCCUAUCAGAACUAUCACCUUGCAAAAGUUAGAGUCCCUUGCUGCCUUCAUCGCCAGGAAAAUAGGCUUGGAAUUGCCUUCAGUGAACUUCCAUGCUAUAGCUUCCCGUUAUCUCAAGCAUUUAUCGCUUCCUGUUGAGAAAAUUCUUCCUCAGGCAUUCCAAGUGUAUGAGUGGUCUAUGCCUCCGGAGUUGUAUUUAUCAGAUAGUGACAUCAGACUGCCUUCUCGUGUUUGCGUGAUGUCUAUACUGAUUGUGACAAUGAGGAUUCUUUAUGACCUAAAUGGCGGAAAGUGGGAAUUGAUUUCAUCUUGUUCCAGUAAUUUAGAGUCUGCUGUUGAGAAGGGAGCUGGAGAAUGCGGUGCUAUUGCUGAGGACGACUCUGCUUCUUGUGAUUCAGAUUCUCAUGGCAGUACAUCAGAUAUGAGUAAAUCUAAUUUUGAUGCUUUGAAACUCUUGAAGAUUCUUGAAGAAAAAUACACUGAGCUCAGUGUUACAUAUGCAGAUUUUUCAAAAGAUUUACAAUCAUAUCUUCUGUACUGCAAAGAUGUGGUUUUCGCUGGACUAGAACCUGCUUAUGACGAUCUUGAAGAAGAAAGGAUAAUAGAAGAUCUAUGGGACUUCUAUCAAAGCCAUAAGGCUAAAGCAUCAGAAGAUGGGAAAACAGACUGCGGCCGAACACCAAAAGAAGGUAAGAAGUUUAGGGAUGAUGGUGGUUCAAACACAGCUAAUCACUCGCAAUGCGUGUUAGGGGAAACAGCGUUGGGACAGCUGAAAGCAGAUAUGGGAGAGAAUCGAUUUGUUUAUAUACCACCGAGGAAAAAUGUGAAGAAGAAAGACGGUUACAUCAGGACAAAGUAGGAAUGUCAUCCUAUCCAUAAGUGGCUUCUAAUUAUGACCACAUGAGUUGAAGAAUCAUACUAUUGUUAUGAGAGAUGAAAUGAAGAAGCAAUGUCAUUCUCGGUAGAUCACUCAUCACCGCAAGUGAGACAAACAGGUAUAGCACAACUACUUCCAGUGGUCCACCAGACAAUUUAUCCAACAGCUUUGUGAUAUAAACUAAAUGGUUUUGCAAAGAUCUCUUUCCUUUCGUUGUACUAGAACUUUGGUUUUACUUAGUGAGGAACCGUUUCACUAGGUGUCGUGUACUACUACUGUCCACGAAUCUAUUUUGAGUUGUCCCAAAAUUGGUAUACUUUCCUAGAAGGGAACUUCAGUACUACUUCAAUAUUUAAAAUUCUUGAUAAUUAGUUUCUUUUUCAA